AUGGCGUCGAAAGUAUACCGGAUAUUUCCCUUUUUACUCUCCCCAGUGCAAGUGCCAGCGCGCAAAAAUUUCAUUAAUUACGCUCGCUUAUCGACGAAAAUGAGCAAACCAUCGGUUUACGUUACUAGGCAAAUUAACCAAGAAGCCCUAGAUCUACUUAAGCAACACUGUGAAGUGUCAUCAUGGACAGGACCGGGCCCAGUACCGAAAACCGAGCUGCUGAAAAACAUCGAAAACAAACACGCCUUGUUGUGCAUGCUAACCGACCGCGUGGACGCCGAGGUUUUGAACAAAGCCGGCGCUAACCUGAAGGUGGUAGCCACCAUGUCGGUGGGCUACGACCACCUAGACACGGCCGAAAUUCGAAAAAGAAACAUCAAAAUCGGCUACACCCCGGACGCCCUCACCGACGCCACCGCCGAACUGGCCGUCGGCCUCCUCCUAACCACCAGCAGGCGCCUCCUGGAGGCCGCCGAGGAGGCGCGCACCGGCGGCUGGCAGGCCUGGUCGCCCUUCUGGAUGUGCGGCCGCGGCCUCAAAGGCUCCACCGUGGGCAUCGUCGGCUUCGGCCGCAUCGGCCAGCAAAUCGCCCGCAUACUGAGCACCUUUAAUCCGAGCCGAAUCCUCUACUACAACCGAUCCGAGCGAGCGAAGGAGGCCCGCGAGAUCGGCGCCGAGCGCGUCACCUUCGACGAGCUGCUCGCCCGCAGCGACUUCGUCAGCGUCAGCGCCGCCCUGACGCCCGAGACGACGCGGAUGUUCGACCGGGCGGCCUUCGGGAAAAUGAAGAAGACGGCGGUGUUCGUGAACACGAGCCGCGGCGGCCUAGUGGACCAGGAGGCGCUGGUCGAGGCGCUGAGGAACGGGACGAUUUGGGGCGCCGGGUUGGACGUGACGACGCCGGAGCCGUUGCCUUUGGACCACCCGUUGUUCGGGCUCAAGAAUUGCGUGGUGCUGCCGCAUAUUGGCAGCGCGGCGAUCGAAACGCGAAACGAAAUGGGAAUCGUGACGGCGAGGAAUAUUAUAGCGGCGCUCAACGGCGAUGCGAUGCCGUUUGAAUUAGUCGUUUGA
Messenger RNA from Phyllotreta striolata, 1071 nucleotides. The record is from the annotation of a GenBank genome assembly. NCBI's taxonomy places the organism in Eukaryota, Metazoa, Arthropoda, Insecta, Coleoptera, Chrysomelidae.